GUUGGGUCCCAUCGGCUCGGAGGCUUUGCCGCCCGCGGCCCUGCGCCACUUGCUGCGCGCCCCGAACCCGGACUGGUUCCAGCAGCUGGCCGAGCUCGCUGGAACGAACAACCCAGCUCGUUUGGAAGGCUUCUCCCAGCUUCAGCUCUUCGCAUCGGCCUUGUUGCUGCUCAAGGGCCACAUGGCCACCAACCUGGCUGAGGCCACGGCCGCGGCCUCCUGCUCGGACGGCGCGGGGUUGCACACCGCCCGAAGCCCCGAAGGCGGCUCCAUGGCCUGGCAGGAGCUGCUUUCAGUCCUCCCUCGCUUGCGCCGGGUGAUGCAACGGGACUUUCAGGCGCUGUGUAAGAUCUGCGCGGAGCAUCUACUGCCGCGGGCGCGGCUGGACGCCGUGCGGCGCCUCGGCCAGGCGCUGGCGCGUUUGGGUAGCGAGCCAGUGCAGGAGCCGAGGUCGCCGAGGUCGCCGAGCCACCAGGGCGUGUCGCAGGGGGAGGUCAUGGCUGCGAAGAGCGAGGGCAUGGCACGUCUGCAGAUGACUGAGUCUUCGGGCCCCAGUGCCUUCAGGAAGCCAGCAGUGCAUCGUGGGAAGACGCUGCCAAACCUGACCUCGAUGAUCCGCCGGGACCCGGCCUUCGCCGCGGCGGAGAACGCCAAGGCGGCGGAGUCGGAGGACGAGAUCGCGGAGGUGGAGGACCUGUGAGGCGACGGAGGCGCUGUGCUGUGACCGGCCCGCGCUUUGACUCAACGCCGUCAGGCGGUUGGUG
Effrenium voratum is the source of this 764-nucleotide messenger RNA. Lineage: Eukaryota; Dinophyceae; Suessiales; Symbiodiniaceae. The record is from the annotation of a GenBank genome assembly.